GCGGGGUCGCGCGGGAUGCAAAUCGGCAACUUCGGAAAGACUAGGGAUUCCUGGAGGCGACAGCAUCCGACUCCUCCUUAAUUUGGGAAUAGAGAAGAAAAAGGAGAAGGGGGAAAAAAAAAACAAAAAAAAAAAAAACAACAAAAAACCCCAGAGAGAGAAAAAGAUCAAUUAAACGUGUCGGGAUGGACAAUAAGCAGCGUCCCACGACAUGGAGUGUGUGAAUGCGUUUCCGAUGAGGGGGCUGAGUGUGGCUUUGGUUCUCCAGACCUUAACUGCUUUUGUAUUCACUCAAAAGGCUUUUUUGCCUUUGGAUUUCUCCCCAGUCUGGUUGUUCCAGGAGUCUACGGAAAAAGAUAUUUGAAUGCAGCCGCCGAUGUUCACAAAAGAAUGGGUUUCCAUUCAAGGUGGCCAUUGGUGGGACGAGCACCAGCGGCCCUUUGUGUGAUCGGCAUGCUCCUGUGCCUGCCCCCUGUGUCGUGCACAGCCUGCCCCCAGAAAUGUCGUUGCGAGGACCUGCAGUUUUACUGCGACACGCAGGGGCUCCUGGUGCCCCCGGACGGCGUCGACAAAGGGGCCCUGGGCCUCUCGCUCCGCCACAACAGCAUCGGCGAGCUGGGCCCCGACCAGUUCUUCGGCUUCACCCAGCUGACCUGGCUCCACUUGGACCACAACCAGAUUCUCGCCGUGCACGAGGAUGCCUUCCAGGGGCUGUACAAGCUCAAAGACCUGAACUUGAGCUCCAAUCGCAUCACCAAGCUGCCCAACACGACCUUCGUCCACCUCAUCAACCUCCAGAUCCUGGACCUCUCCUUCAACCAGAUGACUGCACUGGAGCCCGAGAUCUUCCACGGACUCCGGAAGCUCCAGAUCCUCCACCUGAGGUCCAACUCCCUGCGCACCACACCCGUCCGGGCCUUCUGGGACUGUCGGAGCCUGGAGUACCUGGGCCUGAGCAACAACCGCCUCAGGAGCUUGGCUCGGAACGGGUUCGCCGGGCUCGUGAAGCUGCGGGAGCUCCACCUGGAGCACAACCACCUGACCAAGAUCAACUUGGCCCACUUCCCACGCCUGGUUGCCCUACAAUUCCUCUAUCUGCAGUGGAACAAGAUCAACAAUCUGACAUGCACCAUGGACUGGCAGUGGACCACCCUGGAGAAACUGGACCUGACGGGGAACGAGAUACGCACGCUGACCCCUGACGUGUUCGAGACGCUGCCAAACCUGAAGGUCCUCCUGUUGGAUAACAACAAACUGGUCAGCCUCGACACCCAGACCGUGGAUAUGUGGAAGUCCCUAACCACCAUCGGGCUGUCCAGCAACCUUUGGGAAUGUACCAAACGGAUCUGCAACUUGGCUGCUUGGCUGAGUAAGUUCAAAGGUCGGUGGGAGCAUUCCAUCCUGUGUCACGCCCCUGAGUACACGCAGGGUGAGGAAAUACUAGACGCCGUGUACGGCUUCCAACUGUGUCAGAACUUCUCAGCACCAGUCGUGCUAGCUGGCGCAACCGCCGUGCCCGUGCAACACCAAGUGACCACUGGCCCCCCGCUUGGGAAUAUGCAGACACCAACGCCGGACUUCUAUGCAGAGGAUUUUGGGAGCUUUACUGUAGUCAUGGCCACCACCGCCGCCACCGGCGGCGCCCAGACCCCGCUCACUGCCCCGGCUGCCACCGCCCCGGCGGGUGGGGCGGGCGUCACCGAGGACUACGCUGCGGUGGACAACGCGGUGCUGACACAGAGGGUCAUCAUAGGCACCAUGGCGCUCCUGUUCGCCUUCUUUCUCGUCGUUUUUGUAGUGUAUGUCUCGCGGAAGUGCUGCCCCCCGACCCUGCGGCGCAUCCGCCACUGUUCGGCCGUUCAGAGCCGACGGCAAAUGAGGGCCCAGCAGAGGCAGCCCAUGGCGGACCUGGCCACGCAGGUGCCAUACAACGAGUACGAGCCCAGUCACGAGGAGGGUGCACUGGUGAUCAUCAACGGCUACGGGCAGUGCAAGUGUCAGCAGCUGCCUUACAAAGAGUGUGAAGUAUAAACGCUUUAUUUAUUCCUGCAGUUUAUGGGUUUACCAUUUUAACCAUUUAAAACAAACAAAAAAUAAUUACAGGGUUUGUUUUUGGACUCAUUUUCAGUUUGUAAUGGGGGUUUUAAAAAAAGAGAAACAUUAAUUCUUUAUAUUCGCUCACUUUGAAAACCAGUAAUCACUUGAAGGUCACAGGGAUGGAACUGAAAAAGGGAAUAGCUAGAGAAAUUCAGGAGUUUAUUUUUCUAAUCCGAAGGCAAGGUUCAUAUCAAGCCAGGGCAAGCGGUCUCAGUCGAAGGUGGACGAGAGAUUCGUCAAAGCAUUAAGAGUCACUUACUCAACAGAGAAGGUGAGAGGAAAAAAAAAAUAAAAAAAUCUAUGGCCCCAUGCUCCAGCAGCCAGUGUAAGGAACGACCCUCUUCUGCUGAUAAAUGCUUAAAUCUUAUCACACGGGGGACAAGGGGUGUUGAACACGAUGCAUAGAAGUGCAAAUCUCACUGAACAAACAAGGAGGCGGAAGAAAAGGAAAAAAAAAAAGAAAAAAAAAAGAUUUUUACAGUGCACGAUAGAGAACAUUAUAGGACAUUAUAUACAACAAGUUGCUUCAGAACAUUGAUUUAAAAAAAAAAAAAAAAAAAAAAAAAAAAAAAAAAAAAAAAAAAGGUUGGUCCCAGGGUUGUUUACCAAUUUUUUUUAUUUUAUUUUAUUUUUUUUUAUUAGGGGAGAGUACUGUUAAAUGAUACCAUAUGAGAUUUAGGUCACAGAGUCGGUGGAGAGAAUCCCACCCACAGCCGCUGCGACCUCGAAUAUCCUCCAUGUUGUGCGUGUGUGUGUUCGUUCCAUCUAACCAAGGAUUCGGUUUGAAAUGAUGAGAGCAGUUAACGGGUGCUCGCUCCUGUUUUCAAUCUAAUCCAAUAAAAUCCAGGCCCUUCUUCGAAACGUGGAAAUCUGAGCAGUGUGUGGGGAAAGGUUAAUGUCUAAUCCGAUUCCGCAUUACGCUUGCUAACUGCCUGGAUCACACCCUGUACUGUGCCAUCGCGGGGGGGUUAAAUAAAUGCUACAUCAUUGCAUUCAUUUACUUUGCCAUUACAUGUAUGCAUACGCUUAAAGGGGGGGGGGGGUAAAAUGCGUGGACGUAAAUACUCCAGCCUGCCUGCUGUGUUGUGAAAUACCACUAGAGAGCAUUAAAUGCAGGCUAGAAGACAAGAAAACCGCUCGGAAAGGACCAUUUCUGAGACAGAGAGAAAGCGCACAUGCAAAUUAAAGCGAUAAAGAGAAAAAGAUUGAAAAGGACGAGUGAAGGGAAGACGAGAAGGAGACGGAGUGAGCAGAACAGGAUAGCAGAAGAGGAGGAAAAAAGGGUAACCAGAGUCCCCGCCCUAAAAAUAAAAACGCACAGGGGCCCGUGGAACAGCCUCCCCUCGAGGCAGCGGAGACCAUAAUCACACCCGACGGCUCGAAGAUUGAGGCAAUUAGGACAGGCAAAGAGGAUGUGAUAUUCCGUCAGCUGCAACAGGGCUCCAACGAGAUUUAUCCUGCCCGGCCUUACAGCGGCACGUGCAGGGAAAGGCAAGCACCAGCCCUGCUUCCACAGACCAGGCGGAGCGCAUCUGGUCAUGUGUGCG
Messenger RNA from Electrophorus electricus (electric eel), 3644 nucleotides. RefSeq names its product leucine rich repeat transmembrane neuronal 2 (gene lrrtm2). The record is from RefSeq and is a predicted model, not a curated record. Gene Ontology annotation, molecular function: protein binding. NCBI's taxonomy places the organism in Eukaryota, Metazoa, Chordata, Actinopteri, Gymnotiformes, Gymnotidae.